UGACCGGAGGAAGUAAUAUUACCAACAAAAUGGCGGCAGAUAGUGCAUCAUGAACAAGAGAACUACACAACUUGAAGCUGUAAAAGAUUCACAAUUAUCCAAUUGAUUAUUGUCCUCAACGUUGUUCCCGUUUUCGUUAUGGCGAGCACAUUGGAUUUCAGGACCCAUGUGGACCAGUCAUGUCGUUAUUCAGAAGAAUUUGUCAACAUUUACUACGACUGUAUGGACAAGAAAAGGAGGAAUUUGACCCGACUCUAUCUGGACAAAGCGACACUGGUGUGGAAUGGCAAUGCUAUAUCAGGACAGGACGCGUUGGCUGAGUUUUUUGAGUCGCUGCCGUCCAGUGAGUUCCAAGUGCACACGCUGGAUUGUCAGCCAGUUCAUGAACAAGCAACCCAAGGCCAGACCACACUGCUUGUGGUCACUGGUGGGACCGUCAAGUUUGAAGGAAACAAACAGCGUUUCUUCAACCAGAACUUUCUCCUGACCGCUCAGGCUUCACCCAACAAUGACCAGCCUGUUUGGAAAAUCGCAAGUGACUGUUUCCGAUUUCAGGACUGGAACAGCUGAGGCUGACUUCAUCAGUGGACUCAGUUUUAAAAAUGAUCUCAUAUUUCCUUUGUAAUAAAAUACCAAUGCCACACA
Messenger RNA from Solea senegalensis (Senegalese sole), 645 nucleotides. It is a transcript of the gene nxt2, whose product is annotated as nuclear transport factor 2-like export factor 2. Gene Ontology annotation, cellular component: nuclear pore central transport channel. The record is from RefSeq and is a predicted model, not a curated record. NCBI's taxonomy places the organism in Eukaryota, Metazoa, Chordata, Actinopteri, Pleuronectiformes, Soleidae. The transcript has 4 exons. Bases 139 to 570 code for a protein of 143 amino acids. Gene Ontology annotation, biological process: protein import into nucleus.